AUGGCGGAGAAGUUCGGCUUCAACUUUGAGUGCGAGGUUCGAAGAAGAGGAUAUUAUCCGAGAGGAGGCGGCGAGGUCCAAAUGACCACAAAUCCGGUGAAAAGUCUUCACGGCGUUGAGAUGUUGGACAGAGGAAAUAUCAGUCACAUCGCCGGCUUCGCUUGGUGUGCCGGUACGCUUCCGGUGAAGUUUAAGGUAGCCAGGGCGAUGGCCGACGGUGCGAGGUCGGUCCUUCACCAGAGGCUCGGCCACUUGCCGAUCGAAAUUAACUCCGUGCUAGUGCCGUCAACGAUUUCCGUUGGAACGGCUACUGGCAUCGUCUUGAAAGCUAACUCUGAAAAUGGAUGCAUACUUGGAAGCGACCUGAUGGGCAAAAAGGGUAAUAUUUUAUACCUCGAUCCAGAUGAAUGA
Messenger RNA from Soboliphyme baturini, 411 nucleotides. The record is from the annotation of a GenBank genome assembly. Lineage: Eukaryota; Metazoa; Nematoda; Enoplea; Dioctophymatida; Soboliphymatidae.